AUGUCAUCUGCACGCACCCGCAGACCCCACGCGCUCCUCCGCCCCCGCCCCCGCACCACCGCCCGUCCCCCGCCUCGCUGGUCCCCCAAGCAAGUCUACGCCUGGGCCGUGCUCUUCGCGGCCAUCGUUCUCGCGGUGAUUAUCCCCACGCAAGCGCCUCGGACUGCUGCACAUCCGGCGCUGGAGCGCAAGUGGGGGAAACGCGAGGGAGGGACAGUGGGCGUAGCAUUUCAUUUGGUGCCGGAGAGCGGACUCGCCUCCAUCUACGACAAAAAUGGGUCUACAAUCAAUAUCGCGCGCAUCCCCGGCUCGCCUGCCUAUGCGGCCUUCAUGCGCAACGCCGCCUCCCUCUCGCAGGCCCGCCCUCGCACACGCUUCUGCGACUUCAUCUAUACUAUGCAAAUUGAACUCCCCGAUCUCAUCCCCACGCCGCUCUCCUGUCUUGCUCCCGCCGUCCUCGCCGUCCGCCCUCUCAUUGCCGCGCUGAAGGCAGAAGUGGAAGCCCACCUCGGCACACGUAUCUGCUUCGCCGCGCUCGUCGUCGACGACGUGGAGCGCGGUCCGUUGCGCCAGGUAGCCGCCAUAGCGCUAGAAAGCGUGGGUCUGGCAAACGUGCGUGUGACCCGUGGAGAGAAGUACCGAUCUCGGGGGUGCUUGCCUUCUUCCAGAUACGAAGUCGACGAUGUCGCGAGCCACUCCCUCUUUCCCAUCGUAGAUGCGCAGAUUGCGCAUAUGGAGCCGCUGCCCGCGGACGACGAGAAGGCGUGGACGGUGCUAGUGGUGCACUACGAACCGCACGGUUUCAACACGGCGCGCUUCUGGGUCGGGGGAGAACAGGAUGCGAAGGUUCCGUGGGGUGCCAAGAUCCAGACCGAUCCGGAGACACUGGGAAAAGAAAAGGAGCGCGUACGAGCUGUGCCGCGCUGGCUGGCGGCCCCGGUCGUCUUUGAAGACGCAGACAGCACAUGGGCGGCGCUGGACGCCCGUCUGCACGCUGAGCCCGAAUCAUCCGACGACGGUUCAACAGCGGACGAAGAUGAAGAUCCAGACGAAGGAGACAUAUCUCCCAGUCACCAGCAUGAAAACUCUCCUCCAGAUCUUGAAAAAAUCCAAGCACAUCACGUUCCCGUCAUUCGAGACGAUGAUGACAACAUUCCAGAUACCUCUGUCGUUCGAUCAAGAUUCUUGGGUCCUAAGGCUCCGCCGCACAUCGACCGCCUCAUCCUCACCGGUGCCUCGGCCCGCGAUCCCAAGCUUCACGCCCUCUUGACAGACAUCCUUGGGGAGAAACUUACGGCCGGCGCGUACGUAGAUGAGGAUCCCUUUACGGCUGCGCGGGGCGUUGCUGCAGGAGCGUACGCUGCCAUGCAGAAGCCUUCAUUCGGCGCCAAGAAUAGUGCUUGGCCUAUCUUUGCGUGCCAGUGUGCCAGUGGGCUUCAUGCCAGCCGGUGGUGGGAUGUAGCGUUGACAGCAAAGUGGGAACUGGCGAACAGGCUGAGAUACGAUGCAAGGAAUACGGUGGAAUGGAUUCGAUGGGGCUACUCGGGAGGAUGGGAACAGGAGUUACGCCGUCUCCCUGGUGAGUUUCUAGAUGGUUUACGCCGUCUAUCCAGUGAGCGUCUCAGGGAUUCGUGGCCGGGUUGGGUUUGCUAUGGUGGGUUUGUCGCGAUCGUGAUAUGGAAAUGGAACGCCGGUGCUGCUGUACAUGCCAGGGGAGAGAAGGCGGAUGUUUCCUGUGUGCUUGGCGAUGAUAAAGUCUGA
Paraphaeosphaeria sporulosa is the source of this 1761-nucleotide messenger RNA. RefSeq lists its product as uncharacterized. The transcript has 3 exons. Lineage: Eukaryota; Fungi; Ascomycota; Dothideomycetes; Pleosporales; Didymosphaeriaceae. The record is from RefSeq and is a predicted model, not a curated record. The coding region runs from base 1 to 1761 and encodes 586 amino acids.